Messenger RNA from Symbiodinium necroappetens, 543 nucleotides. The record is from the annotation of a GenBank genome assembly. Lineage: Eukaryota; Dinophyceae; Suessiales; Symbiodiniaceae.
GCGACCGAGCUCUGGACGCCGCUGGACGAGGCCAAGCUGUCCAACCUCGACGGCCUGCUGGACCAGUUCGUCCACCGCUAUCCCGACGGCCGACUGGCCGGCGUCGGGGCGGUGGCCUGGUACAUCACCCUGGUCAGCAACACCGACGUGAUCGCCGAGGCGCUGCAGACCGGUGAGAUCCCCAUGGGCCAGUACUACCACGACGUCGCCGGCCUGGCCGCGGCGGACGGCUUCCCGGUGCGCUCCACCUUCCCGAAGGAGGGCGGGGUCAACGACUCCGGCUCCUGGGCGGUCAGCAAGGCCUCCGGCAAGGCCGAGCAGGCCCACGUCUUCAUCGACUACAUGUGCCAGCCGGCGGUGCAGGCCGCGCUCUCGCGCAACGUCGGCACGGCGCCGACCCUGCGGCGCGAGCUGCUGGACCUCAGCGAUGCGGAGUUCGCCGCGGUGGCCAGCGAGAUCCCGCCGAUCAUCCCGAACUACCGGAUGUACCUGGAGCGGGGCGACUGGCUGGAGCAGAAGUGGAUCGAGACGAUCACCGGCUGA